CUGACAAUUACGAGGACACAGCUGAUCAUGAGCAAGCUGAACCUGCAGUAAUGACAGAUCUCGCCCUCUCAGUUGAGGAAGUGCAAGCAGUACUUGGAUCUCUUGACUGUACGAAAGCUACUGGACCCGAUGGCAUUUCCGCACGACUACUAAAAGAGAGAGCUUCCGUAAUUUCACCAUCUCUGUGUAAGCUGUACAACAAAUCAUUAGAGCAGGGUAUCUUUCCCCAGGACUGGAAAUUAGCGAACAUUGUUCCAAUAUAUAAGAAAGGCCAAAGAGAACACACUGAAAAUUAUCGGCCAAUCUCACUGCUACCAAUCCUUUCGAAAGUUUUAGAACGCUGCGUUUUCUUUAACAUCAAAGAUCAUCUGUUCCAGCUGAUCCAGAAACUGCAACAUGGAUUUAUUCCUGGUAAAUCAUGCGUUGCUAACCUCUUGGAAGUCCUGGAUUACAUCGGCUCGGAAUUAGAUAAUGGCGGUCAAGUAGAUGCUAUUUACUUGGACCUGUCAAAGGCUUUUGACAAAGUCAGUCGACUACUCGAAGCUUAA
This is a messenger RNA of Paramuricea clavata, 548 nucleotides long. NCBI's taxonomy places the organism in Eukaryota, Metazoa, Cnidaria, Anthozoa, Malacalcyonacea, Plexauridae. The record is from the annotation of a GenBank genome assembly.